This is a messenger RNA of Emiliania huxleyi CCMP1516, 3407 nucleotides long. RefSeq lists its product as hypothetical. The record is from RefSeq and is a predicted model, not a curated record. Bases 1 to 3402 code for a protein of 1133 amino acids. Gene Ontology annotation, biological process: beta-D-galactose catabolic process via UDP-galactose, Leloir pathway. NCBI's taxonomy places the organism in Eukaryota, Haptophyta, Isochrysidales, Noelaerhabdaceae. The transcript has 10 exons. Gene Ontology annotation, cellular component: cytosol. Gene Ontology annotation, molecular function: UDP-glucose 4-epimerase activity.
AUGGCCCUCGAUGGGGAAGAGGAGCCGCUCACUGGCUCCGCGCGCGCUGCCAAGCCGGCUGAUCGCUGGCCGUGGGUGUUUGUCGGCGUCAUGCUCGGCCUUGCCGCCGCGCUCAUCUUCACUCAUGGCGGCAGCGCGGCCGGCAUGCUUGGCGCGCCGCAGGAGACCACGUGCGGAGGGUUCCCGUCGACGGACCCGGGGCACGUGGUCCAGCCGCGCGACGGGCGGGUGACCAACGUGCUCGUCACCGGCGGCGCCGGCUUCAUCGCCUCGCACUUUGCGCUGAUGCUGGUCGACAGCGGCGGCUUCAACGUAACGGUGGUGGACGACCUGUCGCGCGGCUCGAUCCACACGAUCCUGCGGCUGCAGGAGCUCGCCAAGGCGGCGGGGCAGCCGCUCCACUUCGCGCAGCUCGACGUCGCCCGCCAGUUUGAGAUGGCGGCGCUGCUGCGCGAGCGAGCCGUCGAGUUGGUGGUGCACUUCUCGGGCAACGCGUACGUGGGCGAGUCGAUGGUUCGGCCGGAGGACUACUUCCAGAACAUCACGGUCUCGACCGUCGCCCUGCUCCGCGCGAUGGGCUCCGCCGGAGUCAGCAAGCUCAUCUUCUCCUCCUCGUGCGCCACAUUUGGCUCGCCCACCCAGUUUCCGAUCACCGAGCAGACGCCGCAGCGCCCAACCAACCCGUACGGCGCGGCGAAGCUGCAGGCCGAGCAGGCGAUCAUCGCGUACGUCAAGGCGCGCAAGCGCGAGGGCGUCGCCUUCUCCGCGGCGCUCCUCCGCUACUUCAACGUCGUCGGUGCGGACCCGCGCGGCCGGAUCGGGCCGCACCUGCGGCACGAGGCCAACAAGCUGUACCCGCGGAUCGUGGACGCGGCGUACGACGUCGUCCUCGGGCUGCGGCCCGAGCUGCGCGUGAUGGGCUCGUCGUACCCGACCAAGGACGGCUCCGCCGCGCGCGACUACAUCCACGUCACCGACCUGGUCGACGCGCACGUCAAGCUGAUGGCGGCGCUGCGCGGGAACAGCCUGCUCUACUACAACGUCGGGAACGGGAUGCCGUACACGGUGCUCGAGAUCAUCAAGGUGGUCGAGCGCGUGACCGGGCGGCCGCUCCCCUUCACCCUCUCCCAGGAGCGGCCCGGCGACCCGCCCGCCCUCUACUCGGACCCCGCAAAGAUAAAGGCGGAGAUCGGCUGGGAGCCGCGCUACGCCGACAUCGAGGCGGCGGCCAGAGAGGCGCGCCGCUCGCGAGAGGCGCUCAAGCACUACGACCCGGCCCACCCGUCGCCUUCGGUGGACCCGCUCGAGCACUCCGGGCCCGCCUUCACCGAGGAUAGCGACGACGCGCCGAAGCUCGGCGACAACCCGCGGAUCGCAAUCAUCGGCGCCGGCCCGACUGGGCUGUGCGCCGCCUACCGGCUAACCGAGCUCGGCUACACCAACUGGGAGCUGGUCGAGGCGUCCGAGAAGGCGUCGGGGCUCGCGUGCACCAUCCGCGACGAGAACCGCUUCUCGUGGGACAUCGGCGCCCGCUGCCGAGAGUGGCUCUACCACCAGCGCUACUCGCCGGCGCGGAUGCGAGACACAUGGGUCGGCUACCCGGUGCAAGCCAACCUCUGGCGGCUGCCGCGCGACGAGGAGUGGCUGCACGCCGGCUUUGGCGAGGCGCUCACGCAGUCCUUCAUGGCGCCGUACAACUCCAAGGUGUGGGCGCACCCGCCGCACGAGAUGAACUCCAUCUGGGUGGGGGAGCGCGUCGCGACGAUCCGGUUCGAGGACAUCCUCUCCAACGUCAUCCAGCGCAAGGACGCGCCCGCGUGGGGGCCGAACGCGCAGUUCCGCUACCCGAUGAAUGGGACGGGCCACAUCUGGGAAAAGAUCUUCUCGGAGCUGCCAAAGGAGAACACGCGCCUCAACGCGCGCGUCGCCGCGGUGCCGUUCGACGGCCUGCUGUCGACGAUGCCGCUGCCGCUGCUGCUCCGCUCGCUGCCCGAUGAGCCGCACCUCGCGCCGAUGGCGGACGGCGACAACGGCGCCGCCGACCACUCGCGCUUCAAGCACCAGACGUGCAACGUGUUUGGCGUGGGCAUCGAGGGGGACCAGAUCCCGGAGGCGCUCAACGGCGUGCACUGGGUCUACUUCCCGGAGGACGAGUACAUCUUUUACCGCGUCACGGUGCUCUCCAACUUCUCGCCGCAGAUGGUGGCGAAGCCCUUCCAGCAGUGGUCGCUGCUCAUCGAGGUGUCCGAGUCGAAGCACCACCCCGUCCCCCGCUCGCGCGCCAAGCUGCGCGCGCUCGUCAAGGAGGGCCUGGUCAAGUCCGGGAUGCUGCCCGAGGGCGCAAAGGUCGUGGCCAUGUGGGACAAGCGGCUGGAGUAUGGCUACCCGGUGCCGUACGUGGAGCGCAACAUGCACGUGCACGAGGCGGACCGCGCGCUGCGGAGCCUCGGCAUCUGGUCGCGCGGCCGCUUCGGCUCGUGGAAGUACGAGGUCGGCAACCAGGACCACUCGUGCUUCCUCGGGAUCGACGCGGUGGACUCGAUGCUCUUUGGCGGCAGCGCCGCGGGCCGCGAGGCGACCUUCAACGUGCCGAACAAGGUCAACGUCCAGUACCGAAAGUACGACUUCGACUUUGACCCCGCCGCGCUCGCGCGGGACGCUGGCCGCCAGCACACGUUUGGGAAGCCUCCGCGCCGGCUGCAGCGGCUGCCGCAGUGGGACUGGGUGGCUCACCGGUGCAAGGAGCACGACGUCUGGACGGACGCGGUGCGCAAGGUCAUGGUGGCGCUGCCGCGGCCGACCAAGUGGCUCAUCCACUCGUACGAGGGUUGCGGCGCGGCGGAGAUCAAGCGGCCGAUGCCAGAGAUGCUGCGCGAGGGGCUCAACCACCUCGACCGCAUCCCGUUCGACAGCGCGCUGCCGCAGAUCGCCGCGUGGCUGCGGCACAUUGCCGCCCACUACGCAAAGCUGCCGCCGGUGGUGGUGUUUGUGCCGCCCAACGUGCCGGCCGCCUCGCCGCUGCUCGCCGCCGACGGCCUGUCCGGCGCCUUGGUCGCGGCCAAGGACUUUGGCGCGUGGGGCAGGCACCCGACAGACAUGCCUCGCUCGAUGCGAGACGACUUUUGCGCGAAGCUGUGGCCGCUAGUGCAGCAAGGACGCCGCUCGCAUCGGCCGUGCCCGGAGCGGGUGGUUGGGAUGGGGCCGACGGCGACCGCCGCCUACUACGCCUCGGCGCAGACGGUUCGCGCGGUGCCGCUGACCGUGUGGCAGGCGCUGCUGGCGGCGGUGUCGGACAAGUCGACGGGUGCGGCGACGGCGACGAUGCUCUCGUACUCGAUGCACAUCUUCUUCGGGGAGAAGGCGAUGCUCAAGCCCGGCCUCGUGCACUCGCACCAGAGCUGAGGUGC